Bombyx mandarina (wild silkworm) is the source of this 2277-nucleotide messenger RNA. RefSeq lists its product as uncharacterized. The record is from RefSeq and is a predicted model, not a curated record. NCBI's taxonomy places the organism in Eukaryota, Metazoa, Arthropoda, Insecta, Lepidoptera, Bombycidae. Gene Ontology annotation, biological process: cilium assembly. Gene Ontology annotation, cellular component: ciliary transition zone.
AAGCUAAACACAGUAAGUUUUUUAAGUACGGUCAUGACAUUAGUAUUCUAAAAACGUAACGUAAUAUCAACGCUAAACGCAGCGAUUUCCAAGCUGUUCUUUUUUCAAUGUGGAACGAAACGUUUUCUUCUCGUCUGUAUGACGUCAUAAUGACGUCAAAGGAGUUGACAUUUGACAUUUGAAUAGAGUUUCCGAACCGCCUUUGUUUUCAAAAUUUGUAAAGUUAUAGAAAUAUGUGUAAAUAAACAAUAAAAAAUAUUUUAUAGUUUACACAGAUAUUCCAAAUAACUAUUUUUUUUUACGCAGUAGCUCCAGUGGUAUCAUGAAAGUUUGUUUCUUUCAGAUAAGUAAAAUGCCUACAAACUGAGAUUGCGUGGGUUUACCUUUGUAAUUCGCGAAUAAUGAAGCCGGGAAAGAGUUCUGAUGAGAAGGAGGAAAUAGUAGAAGUACACUCGAGUGCACGCUCACCCUCUCCUAAACACAAAAACAAACAGAGACAACGAAGCAGUUCUGGAUCUAGAAAACUAUCAAACGGUCACGCUAUUGAACCUGAAAAUACAGAAACGGUGGAAACACCAGAGAAGUCCAAGCGAGGUAGCUGGAUUAAAUCCGAACACGAAUCUUUGGACACUGAGCUUCCUAUACACGAUCAAAUCAAGCAGGAUAUUCUAGGCUUUGUCGAGAAGGAAAUUAAGAAAUCUGACAAGAAUCCGUCGUUUGUAUUUUAUUCUCACGAUCCAAAUGGUUUGGAUGAAAAGUUUCUGAAGUCACUGUCCCGUCCGUCAAGUGGACAUAAGGAAAAACGUAGUCCAUCAUACAGGAAAAAAAAGAGACAUUCCUCAAGGCAUAGAGAUCGCGAUCUACAUGAUUUUGAAAUACCAGGCUCCAGUCUAAGUGCAUUGGAAAAGGUGGAUGAUUAUUUAAAAGAGUACAAUAAAGAUGAAGUAGUAACACUCAGCGGUGAAUUGGAAAUUGAACAUAAUGAUUUUGAGAACAAUAACGGCACGUCAAAAGAUAUCCGCCACAAACCUCGCAAGACAAAAAGAAAAUCUAGAGACGAGAGACGAGAUACUAAUGCUAAUGGUAGAGAUGUAAGCCCUAAGGUUUUCAAGACUGGCUCUAAGUCAAAACAGGGAAAGUCAGUGAGACCGACGGACUUGUCUGCAAUGCUACAAACCCUGGAAUCCAGCAUACCAUACCAUGAAGAUUACAUUGACAAUCCAUUUUCAUCACCGUCUCCAGUUACAUCACCGAAUGAUGAAAGGCUAGAUCGAUUUGGAGCUCGUCGUACUGAGAAGAUAUAUCUUCAAGGUGGAGGUACAUUCACUGCUGUGUCAAGAGAUAGAAUAUUACAGCCUCAACGAUCUAGAGAUGGUGAUAAAUACUUAAGCUUAGCCGACCACACCCCACUAGAUGUAGCCUUGAUGCUUCAGAAAGCAUGGAAGAGUUGUGCUGUGGCUUGUCACGGAGUACUCGGUGGAUUGUCUUUGAUGCAUCUUCUCCUGAUCGGCUAUACUGAUGGAUUGGAUGCUGGACAUCUGUCCUUCCACUCCGUUGUAACAAUGCCUUAUGUCGCUGCAUACUAUUUCUUUUGCGUGUUGUGUCUUCUGUCUGUUUUGGAUAGAUUAGACAUAGCAAGCUUGGAUCUCAGUAGAGGUCUCCAACCCUACUUCCAGCCGAUAGUUCUAGUCAUACUAUACAUGGCCUGCCUACUGGUCUGCGCGGCUGCCAGGAUGUACGAUGAGCUGAUGGUGUACCAGUACACGCCUCUGGUACACAACAUCACCGGGAAUCUUACCACACCAACCAUACCGACCUUCUAUCACACAUGGACACACUUCUCCAUAUGGCGCGCGGUCCUGUCAGUCCUGGGGCUGGUCUACUUCGUGAUAUCCUCACCUGAGGACCUCGUCUACGCAAACAUAAGCAAACUGUUACAGUUCAAACAUUCGUUGCGCAGUAUUGAAUGAUUCUUCGAGGGGUCAGGAGAGGUGAGCCGUGACGUCACAUCUCCCGGGGUCAGGAGAGGUAAGCCGUGACGUCACACCUCCCUCAACAUUCCAUAGAUUUGGAUAUUAUUAUUAUAUUAGAUUAAUGUUUUUUUUGUUUGUUAAAAACGUUACACUCAUAGGCUAUAAACAAAUAAUAACCCGAACAAUUUUAUGUUUUAUCUUCAUGAUUCUGAUCUGAAAAUACUAAAGUUGACGACAUCUUGAUGUUGGUAAAGAUUAGGUUGAAAGAGUCUGUUAUAUAGACAGACACAGAUGAAUUGAAUAA